Messenger RNA from Anopheles cruzii, 1842 nucleotides. RefSeq names its product UDP-glycosyltransferase UGT5-like. The transcript is spliced from 4 exons. The record is from RefSeq and is a predicted model, not a curated record. Lineage: Eukaryota; Metazoa; Arthropoda; Insecta; Diptera; Culicidae. Bases 77 to 1678 code for a protein of 533 amino acids. Gene Ontology annotation, molecular function: UDP-glycosyltransferase activity.
CUCGGUUUAGACGUGUGAUUUAGGAACAGUGUAGCGGGGUGCUUCACGAACUGGCCACCUCUUAGCUCGCGGAUUGAUGUCCAUCGUCGGUUGUCCCAGGAUGGCUACGUCGCGUUGGUUCGCGACACUAUUGGCGGCGCUGGUCGUAGUUUCCGGGUAUCGGCCGCAUGCCGCCGAAGCGUACAAAGUUCUCGGCUUAUUUCCACACCCCGGCCAGAGCCAUUUCCAUUUCUUCGAGCCAAUACUGAAAGGGUUGGCCGCCGCCGGGCACGAGGUGACGGUCGUGAGCCAUUUCCCCGACAAAAGCCCGCCCCCGAAUUACGUGGACGUUCCGCUCGAGGGCAUGACGUCGCUGUCGGAUUCGGUUAGCUUUGAGCUUUUCGAGUACCGUCCCGGCUUUGGACACUUCAUGGAGUUCUUUAUGCUGUACACGUGGGGCAAAGAGGCUUGCGCGAACGCGCUGAAUUCGAACGCCAUCCGGACGGUCCUGGAAUCGAAGGUUCAGUACGAUCUCGUGCUGGUGGAGCAGUUCAACAGUGACUGCAUGCUGGGCGUCGCCUAUCAACUUAACGCUCCGUACAUCGGUCUAAGCAGUUGCCCAUUGAUGCCUUGGCACUACGAACGCGUUGGCAACCCACCGAUUCCGUCGUACGUUCCGGCCCUGUUCAUGGGAUAUACCGAGCGGAUGGACUUUACGCAACGGCUGGCCAACUGGAUCACGGUGCAGUCGUUCAAGGCUUUGUACAGCUGGUUCAAUGAUGCUGCUGCCAACAAGUUGCUCCGUGAGCGUUUCGGGGAAGGCACGGUGCCCGACGUUCGGGAUCUGGCGCAGCAUACGGCCAUGAUGUUCGUCAAUCAGCACUACUCACUGAGCGGGCCGAAACCCCUAAGUCCGGCCGUGCUGGAGGUAGGUGGGAUCCACAUUCAGGACUUUAAGCCGGUGGACGAGGAACUACAAAAGCUGCUGGACGGUGCCGAUCACGGUGUGAUCUACAUCAGCUGGGGAUCAAUGAUCCGGGCCGAAACGCUGCCGCCCGCCAAACGUGACGCAAUCCUGAAGGCCCUCGGAAGGUUUAAGCAGCGCAUCAUCUGGAAGUGGGAAAACGAGACCUUGCCCAACCAACCGUCGAACGUGUACAUCCGGAAGUGGCUACCGCAGCGAGAGAUUCUAUGUCAUCCCAAGGUUCGCGUCUUCAUGAGCCAUGGUGGACUGCUAGGAUCGUCGGAGGCUGCCUACUGCGGUGUCCCGGUAGUGGCCACCCCAAUGUACGGUGAUCAGUACAACAAUGCUGCGGCGCUGGCCCACCGCGGUAUGGGUGUAGUGUUGGCGUACGAAGACAUUACCGCCGAAGCGGUGUACGACGCGCUGCGAAAGAUGCUGGAACCGGUGGCCAUGGAAAAUGCCAAACGUGUUGCAUUUUCGUACCGCAACCGACCGAUGAGCCCUCUCGAAACGGCUGUUUGGUGGUGUGAGCAUGUGGCGGCCACCAGUGGUCUGGCGUUGGCGCAAUCGGCCUCCCGAGAGCUGCCGUGGUACGCGUACCAUCAGUUCGACGUGUACAUCGUGACGUUCACUUUUCUGGUGCUGUACCACGCGUGCUGGAUCUGGCUGUUCAAGCGCGUGUGCUGCCGUGGCGUGACCGGCUUCAGUGACGAAGGGAAGAAGAAAACCAGCUAAUCUGGACCCCGUCCGGAAGCCAUCCGUCGUCGUCACCGUCCAUCAUAGUUCUUUCAAUGUUACUCUCUCUCUCUCUUUGUGUUAAGCGACGCACGUGUUGGCAUUUUCAUACAGUCACCAUCGUUUUUGUUUUAUUAUGAAAAAUACAGUAAAAAGACAACGUA